Messenger RNA from Adineta ricciae, 822 nucleotides. Lineage: Eukaryota; Metazoa; Rotifera; Eurotatoria; Adinetida; Adinetidae. The record is from the annotation of a GenBank genome assembly.
AUGAAAACUCGACUAAUUAUGAACAGUAUCCGAAUUGGCAUUACCGAUUGCGCUCGUUACAGCAAUUACGAGCGAUGGUUCUUAGAUGCGCCUGUAAAAGUCGAUAUUAUUCGUUUGUCAUAUCGACUAAAUAAUCUCAAUGAUAUCGAGCAAUGCCAAGGAGUAGUUUUGUCCGGUGGAGAAGAUGUAGAUCCACGUCGAUACAAACGACCGGAUCUUCUUGGUCGAGUAGAAUUCACUGAUAUUGAUGAAAAACGUGAUGAUUUCGAAAUGGAAGUCAUUCACCGUUCCUUACAACUGAAAUUACCUAUUUUAAGCAUCUGUCGAGGUAUGCAAUUAUUCAACGUUUAUCAUGGCGGCACAUUGGUUUACGAUAUUCCCACUGUAACAAAAAUCAGCGGUCAUGCGAAAGUACAAGGAAUUGAUCAACGUCACGAAAUAAUUGUUCGAGAGAAAACUCUUCUAAAGGAAAUUACUGGUUGUAUCAAAGGUGCGGUGAAUUCAUCACAUCAUCAAUGUGUUGAGAAACUUGGAGCAGAGUUAACUGUUGCCGCCAUAGCAGAAGAACCGAUUAUUGAAGCAAUUCAAUGGAAAAACGCAAAAGAAAAUCCAUUUUACUUAGGUGUUCAGUGGCACCCGGAACGGAUGGUUGAUCAAACAAGUCCAUUUUCAUUUAAUAUUCGUCAAGCAUUUCUCGACUAUAUUACCAAAGAUGAAGAUUCGUUCGUAAGCAUCAUUAACGAAGAAGAAAGUUCUGUUCAUCAGAAUGAAAUCGAAAAUCAACCACCAUUGUCAUCAUCACAAAUAGUGGACAAACAAUAG